AUGGCUUCAAGGUCGCUUUUUCCUCAUCUUUUUGGCAAUCUCCUUUUGCCUUUGUGGCUGGAGACCACGGUUCUGUGCCUCGUGAGCUCGCCUCCGCAGCACCGGAUCCCUCGGCCCCGCAGAGGCAGGGGCAGAGGCAGUUGUGCUUUCAAGCUAUCCCGUCCAGACAAACAGUCGGAGUUUAUUCUGAAGCGUCCUGAACUCUGGCGGACUGCACACCGGGCACGGGAGAGAGAGAAGUCAGACCAAGCCACCCUGGUAGAGCAAGUGAAACGAGUAAAAGAAAUUGAAGCUAUUGAAAGUGACUCCUUUGUUCCACAGACAUUCAGAUCAAGUAAAGAAGUCAAAAAGUCAACAGAGCCUACAGAACUACAGUACGAACCUGUAACUAUAGGAGUGGGAACUGUUGAUGCAUCUGCUCCUGAAAAAGAACCACCGCCUGCCAAUAUUCCUACUGCCAUCAAAUAUCAAGAUGAUAAUUCUUUAGCACAUCCAAAUCUCUUUAUCGAGAAGGCAGAAGCAGACGAGAAGUGGUUUCAGAGGCUGAUUGCUCUUCGGCAAGAAAGGCUGAUGGGCAGUCCGGUGGCCUGAGCAAACUGCUGUGACCGUCACAUACCAGUUCUCCACGAAUGCUAAGGAAUCCUACCAUUAAAUUGUUUUAUUUUUCUCUUUUGAGGGGAUUUUAAUACUCAAUAUGAGUUGUACAGAGAAUAAAUAUUUCAUCUGAGUA
Cariama cristata (Red-legged seriema) is the source of this 730-nucleotide messenger RNA. RefSeq names its product serine/Arginine-related protein 53-like. Gene Ontology annotation, biological process: alternative mRNA splicing, via spliceosome. The transcript has 6 exons. The record is from RefSeq and is a predicted model, not a curated record. Gene Ontology annotation, cellular component: cytoplasm; nucleus. Bases 1 to 591 code for a protein of 196 amino acids. Lineage: Eukaryota; Metazoa; Chordata; Aves; Cariamiformes; Cariamidae.